Molecule: messenger RNA, 417 nt
Organism: Strongylus vulgaris
Lineage: Eukaryota; Metazoa; Nematoda; Chromadorea; Rhabditida; Strongylidae
Source: the annotation of a GenBank genome assembly
AUGGCUUCUGCUACAGCUCCCUUGAAGGAAGUCGUGACAGCGGCGAAACGAAUUCUCAUGUGCCGCCCUACCUACUUCCAGCUGAGUUAUUCGAUCAAUCCCUGGAUGGACAUGCGUCGAGGAGUCAAUCGCCCUAAAGCAAUGGAACAAUGGGAAACGCUUAAGAGAACGCUGGAAGAUUGUGGAGCUCAGGUGGAAGUGAUGGAAGCUGAUGGAGCUGAGUCUUAUCCCGACAUGGUCUUCUCUGCUAAUGCUGCUGUAAUCAAGGGGAAUCGUGCCUACCUGGCUAACUUUACCCAUCCAGAACGAAAAGGAGAAAGGUAUAAAAUCCAUUUUCCGAAAUCAUGCCUCAGGCUUAUCAUUCAUAUUCAUUUCGAUAUAGCAAAUUUCUGUGACGCUACAAAGCGGCUUUUGUAA